GCCCUCAUAGAAAAGCACCGUGUCAUUUCUUAUCCGGAAGUCCCUAGCCUCGGGAUCUAGAAGAAGCCUCAUGGCCACUCGGACUAUACCGUGCCUCCUGCGCCUUGACAUGCGUAGCCCAGGAACGACUGCGGUUGCUUCCUGGAGAAAGCUGAUUGCCCGCCCGUAGCGCCUGUUCUGAUCGGCUCGGGGACUCCCCGCUCAUGGGUCUACGAGUCCUGGUCUCUUGCCCAACCCUCUGACGACUUCUGGACCACUCUUCGGUAUACUUUGGCUCAACCUUGUACCCCAUCCAUGCGUGCACUUCUCCACUUGACCCUCCCCCUGCGGGCCUUGGUUUUUUCACGACGUUUCCGAUGUCGAUCCCAACCCCGGCAAGCCCAUAAGCGAUUGUUUUAUACAUGGUCGGAUCAUCUUGCCGCCCUGCCAAAUUAAAACUUAACCCAAGCUGUCGGGCUCAACGAGAACGAGACCGGGACACGUCCCCUCCUCCUCCCCAUUCGAAAUAUUUCGUCUUCGCCUGCACGAUCUCAAGACUUACGUCGGGACCUAAUAACUUCGCUUACCCGACUCGCUCAUAUUGGACCAAUAUCGACCCGCCGUGGGACAGGAGAUAGAGGAUUGCCAAAUUUGGUGGCCAACUCGCAUAUUAAAUCCACUCACUUCCUUUCAAUAAUUUUGCCUGCAAUCUGUUCAAAAUUUGUGGAUUGAAGUCCGUCCACGUCAUCUUUUUACCCAGAAUAGGGCUCACCUUCAAAUCCCAUCCGCCUGGAUCGUUCCCACUGGACAAACGUCCGAGGUGACCAAGGAUGGGUACCAAAUCAUCCGUAAGUCUUUAGUCUAUGUCUUCUUUUGAGACAAAUCUACCCGUCCUCCAUUAUAAGACGGUGGUGGCGGUGAUAAAUUGGAAUCUUGCAAAUUUCACCCUCCAAUGCCUGCCACCACUCUGGCUCCUCAAAGCGUUUCUGACAUGGCCUCUAUGCAGGAACCAAAAAGCGAAUGUGAAACGCAAUCGCUUACUGAAAGUGUAACGGACUAUCCCAUGGAAAAUGGCAGACGGUAUCACAAGUACCAUGAAGGAGCCUACCCAUACCCCAAUGAUGAAAAAGAGCUUGAUCGUCUCGACCUGCAACAUCACAUGUUUAAACUUGUCAUGGGCGGCAAACUAUACCAUGUUCCGCUAAAAAACCCCAAACAAAUACUCGACAUCGGCACUGGAUCUGGUAUUUGGCCUCUAGAAAUGGCACCAUUGUUCCCAAACGCUGCAAUCACAGGCACAGACCUCUCUCCGGUACAGCCAAUCGAAGUUCCAGAAAAUAUUCACUUCUUAGUCGAUGAUGCAACCGAAGAGGAAUGGCUAUGGGAUGCAGAUCACUUUGACUUCAUUCACGUCGGACAUAUGACGGGUGCCAUGAAGUCUUUCAAAAACCUAUUACGAAAGGCAUUCACACACCUAAAACCGGGAUCAUAUCUUGAAUGCCACGAGAUGGACCCCAAGCCAAAAUGCGACGACGGUACCAUGCCACCCGAAAAUCCGGACGGCUACAGCGCCUUUGCUCUUCAUGACUGGUUUGACCUACACAUGAAGGCUAGCCAGGAAGUUGAGCCCUUACGCCAAUUCCGAAUAGCACCUCGGAUUGAACGAUGGAUGAAGGAGGUUGGAUUUGUUGAUGUCGAACAGCGAGUUUUCAAAGUGCCGAUGAACCCGUGGCCGGCCGAUAAGAAAAUGAAGGAUAUUGGGUCAUGGAGUGAAAGCAACUGGCUAGAAGCUCUGGCCGGUUGGUCUUAUAAACCUUUUCUCGGACUGGGUUGGUCGAAAAAUGAGAUUGAGGUGUUCCUCGUCGAUGUGAGGAAAAGCAUUCAAGAUCGGAAUGUGCACGCUUACAUGGAUUUCUUCGUGGUGACCGGCCGGAAACCGCUGGAUGAUACAAAGACGUUAUGAGUUAAACGCCACUUUGAUUCCACUUUUCUGAUGCUGGGCUUCUUCACCCAAAACAUUGCUCCUAUACCUUUUGAUUAUGUCUUGGCUGGGAUGAAUCGCACGAGAUACCAUUGGCCGGAGAAGAACAUAUGCAUGCAUUAUAUUGGCGUAUGGCUACAAUUAAUUGCAUAAGUCUUGGAUUUUGAAUAUUAUCGUUCUGUUCCCAAAUUCUGAUCGUCUUUGAACCCAUAGUUUUGAUAUAAAUUCUUGACUGCGAAUGGAGACUGGUCCUCAUGUGAGAGGUACGGGCAGCCACUUAUAUGAGAUGAUUCAUUGAAGGAGAAGUCUCCUUGGCACUUUAUGGAACUAGAGUGGAAAAUCAUUAGAUUUACAUUCAUCCUUCUGUUUCGGAGCACAUGUGAACGUAAGGGACCUUGCCAUAGUAAAUGGUAGCUGCCAUAUG
Messenger RNA from Penicillium brasilianum, 2384 nucleotides. The record is from the annotation of a GenBank genome assembly. NCBI's taxonomy places the organism in Eukaryota, Fungi, Ascomycota, Eurotiomycetes, Eurotiales, Aspergillaceae.